AUGAGUAAAUUCGGUGUCCUAGUAAUGGGACCUGCAGGUGCUGGAAAAACAACUUUCUGUGCCGGUCUCAUAAACCAUCUCCAAAACAAUCGUCGCUCCUGCUUCUACAUUAACCUUGAUCCGGCCGCCGAAACCUUCUCCCACGAACCCGAUCUCGAUAUCAAAGAUCUUAUAUCCCUUGAAGAUGUCAUGGAAGAAAUGGGCCUCGGCCCUAACGGCGGUCUCAUCUAUUGUUUUGAGUUCCUUCUCGAAAAUCUCGAUUUCCUUUCCGAAGCCAUUGAGCCUCUUACCGAAGAAUAUCUCAUUAUCAUCGAUAUGCCAGGCCAGAUAGAAUUAUACACACACAUUCCAAUUUUACCUGCUCUAGUAAAAUUCUUGACCAAGACGGGCGCAUUGGAUAUUAAUCUAUGCGCGGCGUAUUUGUUAGAAGCGACGUUUGUGGUUGAUCGCGCAAAGUUUUUCGCAGGCACUUUAUCUGCUAUGAGCGCGAUGAUUAUGCUCGAGGUCCCACACGUCAACAUUCUUUCCAAGAUGGAUUUAGUAAAAGGACAAGUCGCAAAGAGAGAACUCAAAAGAUUCUUAGACCCGGAUACGUCGUUAUUGGAUGAUGAUCAGGAAGAAGAUGAUGGAGAGGGUGAAGCAAAGGAUGCGCAGACAUUGAUGAAGGGGAACAGUUUUCGCAGAUUGAAUAAGGCCGUUGCGGGUUUGAUUGACAGUUUCAGUAUGGUCUCGUAUUUGAGGUUGGAUGUGCAGAGUGAGGAUAGUGUUGGAGGAAUCUUGAGUUAUAUUGAUGAUGCUAUUCAAUUCCAUGAGGCGCAAGAACCAAAGGAACCAAAUGAUGAGGUGGAAUAUGACGAGGCAGAAUAA
Molecule: messenger RNA, 867 nt
Organism: Botrytis byssoidea
Lineage: Eukaryota; Fungi; Ascomycota; Leotiomycetes; Helotiales; Sclerotiniaceae
Exons: 2
Coding region: 1-867 (288 amino acids)
Molecular function (GO): GTPase activity
Source: RefSeq, a predicted model, not a curated record